CCACACCGUCUCACUUUACAUGAAAAGGAAGAAGAAGAAGAAGAAAAACUCAAGAGGGCAGAACCCAGUACAGGUUACACGAGUUAACUCAGUAUUGCGGGAAAGUGAAGAAUGGAGAAUCGCUGCAAAUUCUGGCUUCCAAAGAAGAACAGAUUUUGUGCAAACGCCCCACUCAGCAACUCUUCGUUUUGUGGCAACCAUAGCCAGAGGUCAGAUGACGUGUGGAUCCCAUGCCCUAUAGACCCUUCUCACUCUGUGCUGCAAGCAAAUCUCGAGGGCCAUCUUAGCAAAUGCCCAUUACUGAAACAAACCCAAUCCUUAUUUCUCCAACCCUAUUAUCAAAAGGGAAUCAAUGCUGGGAAGGAAGAGGUGCAUGAGGACGAAACUAUUAAACCCACAAGAGUUAAAGAUGUUUUGUCCUCGAAUGAGGCUAAUUCGUGUUCUUUGGAUAGUGUUACCUCUGAAAUGAAGAGGAAUGCUGUGUACAAUUUGACUCUUCCUCAAUUUUAUGAGUUGAUUAGAAAGAUUCAAUCAGUUCAUAGUACAAUCUGCAAGGAUAUCAGGGAGUCGUGCAAGAUUCCAGAAGCUUGUGAUAUAUGGAUUAAGAGAGACGUAGACAGGAAGUUGCCAUUUCAAGAGAAACACGUGGUACAACAAGCCUCCAUUCUUGGGAACUUGGAAGCGUUUGGGGUGUUAAAGGAAUCUGUUAACUGGAAGCGAUGUGAAUCUGAGGGGCCGUAUGAUGUUCCUUGUGUGGUGGAGUUUGGAGCUGGAAGAGGAUACUUGACACAAAUGCUGGCGGAUUGCUAUGGAAUCAAAAAGGUGUUUCUUGUUGAGAGGAAGUCAUACAAGCUCAAGGCUGAUCGGUCUUUGCGACAGAAAGAGCAAUUCAUAUUAGAGCGAUUGAGAAUUGACAUUGAAGAUUUAAACUUAAAUGCUGUUGAGUCUUUACGUGGAUGUCCGUGCAUAGCUGUCGGUAAACAUCUCUGCGGUCCUGCAACAGAUUUGAGUCUAAGAUGCUGCCUGGCUGAAUACUCCGGUGAAGGUAGUGUCGAGCAGUGUGGUGGAAAUCCUUCUUUAAGAGGCCUUGCUAUAGCAACAUGCUGUCAUCAUCUUUGCCAGUGGAAGCACUACAUAAACAAAUCCUACUUGUCCAAAUUCGGAAUUUCGAAAGAGGAAUUCCAUGCAAUCACAUGGUUUACUAGUUGGGCAGUUGAUGGUGAUCACGGUUCUGGUGUUUCCAAUGUCAUUGAUUGCGGAAUGCAUAUUCACAUUGAGAAGGAGCAUUCAGGCAGUGUUGCAGAUACUGUGAGGAAAAUGGAGCAGUGUGAAAGGGCAGUUCUAGGGUUGAUGUGCAAGCAGAUUAUAGACAUGGGGAGAUUGAUGUGGGUUAAGGAAUGUGGGCUAGAAACAGACCUUGUAAAGUACGUACCGCCAACCAUCUCUCCAGAAAAUCAUUUGCUGAUUGGUAGACAGGUCAGCCAGUUGUAAAACAGUCUCUCUCUGAGUUUUGAGGUUCUAAGAUUAGAGAGGACAAAAAAUUUGUUAUUUGGUGAGCCUGAAUUCACCCCA
Messenger RNA from Carica papaya (papaya), 1572 nucleotides. RefSeq names its product methyltransferase. The record is from RefSeq and is a predicted model, not a curated record. Gene Ontology annotation, biological process: tRNA methylation. Lineage: Eukaryota; Viridiplantae; Streptophyta; Magnoliopsida; Brassicales; Caricaceae.